Molecule: messenger RNA, 1260 nt
Organism: Trichobilharzia szidati
Lineage: Eukaryota; Metazoa; Platyhelminthes; Trematoda; Strigeidida; Schistosomatidae
Source: the annotation of a GenBank genome assembly
AUGGAUGACUGUGAAUCAGACAUAUUACUAAAAGAACUCGAGGCUGACUACUCAGACGCCCUUAAAUACGUAGACCGCGAAUUAGAGAAGAAAACAACAACAAUCACUGUUGAUGAUUAUGAGCGAAUACAGAAAAUUGGCCAGGGAACAUUUGGUGAAGUAUUUAAAGUAUGUCACAAGGUUACCAAACAACUUUAUGCUCUAAAACGUCUUAAAAUAGAACAAGAAACAGAAGGUUUUCCAGUUACUGCAUUACGUGAGAUCAAAAUUCUGAGUUCACUUUCCCAUGAAAAUAUUGUGCGCUUAAGAGGUGUUUGUCAUAAAAGAGUCUUGUACAUAAAUUACAGAUAUGAAUUCUAUCUUCUGUUUGACAUUUGUGAACAUGAUCUCGCUGGAUUGCUGGCUCAAGCAAUUGAAUUGAGUCUACCGGUCAAGAAGAGCAUUAUGCAGCAACUGCUUACGGGACUUAGCUUUUUACACAGGAACCAUGUUCUUCACCGGGACUUAAAAUCAUCUAAUAUAUUAAUUGACCGUGAGGGUGUUUUAAAAAUAGCAGACUUUGGACUGGCCCGGUUGAUGUCCAGAUGUAUUAGACCUGACCGUCCUUCUCGCUACACUGGUCGUGUAGUAACUUUAUGGUAUCGACCGCCAGAAAUUUUGCUCAAUGAUCGUUUUUACGGGCGAGCAGUAGAUAUCUGGGGUGCUGGUUGCAUUAUGGCUGAACUUUGGACCACUUACCCCAUUUUGCAGGGUGAAAAUGAGUUGCUUCAACUCAACCUAAUCAUUCAACUAUGCGGGUCCAUUACACCUGAAGUUUGGCCGUCAGUUCAAAAUCUAGAGACUUAUCAGAAAAUAAAACUACCCAAAGAGAUUAAACGCCACUUAAAAGAGAAACUGUUGCCACAGAUCUCUUGUCCUUCAGCGGUUGAUUUAAUCGAUAAAAUGCUUGUUUUAGAUCCAAGUAAACGUCUCAAAGCUGACCAGGCCUUAUCGCACGAUUUUUUCCGUGAAGAUCCACCUCCAGGUGAUUUGAGCUGUCUAUCAAAGAAUGGUGGAUCGUUUUUAGAGUAUUUAGGAAGAUGCAAUCUACCGAUACAACGUGGAAUAGCGAACAACUUCCGGAAUCCUGCCAAUCCGAAUUUUGCUGCUAGACAUGGCCCCGGUGGUGGACCUAAUCAACAAAUUAUUGCUCAACCCUAUCGAUACUGUGGUCUUCCAGCCGAUCAGGAUUCAUCUAACAUAAAUGACCGUAUAUUUUGA